This is a messenger RNA of Racocetra persica, 173 nucleotides long. The record is from the annotation of a GenBank genome assembly. Lineage: Eukaryota; Fungi; Glomeromycota; Glomeromycetes; Diversisporales; Gigasporaceae.
ACCAACUGCAUCUAAUAUCUACGAUGAAUUAUUAAGAUGGUAUAAUUUGAUAUAUUGGAAUUCUGCAAUAUAUAAAGAUGAAUUGGCAAUAUUAAAAGCAUUUCAGGAUGCAGAUGCGAUUAUUCCAACAUUAUCAACCAAAUUAUCAGUUUGCCCCAAAGAUAAACUAACAA